AUGGCGACAACAUUGAAAGGAGCCAAAAUCGUUUCUCUAGUACCAAAAGAUCUAUACGACAGGGAUACAAUUAUGUUCGAAACUUUUAUCGAACACUUUCUUUUAGAAGUAACAACUUCGACAUCAACCACAACAAAACGAUCAACUACUACAAAAAUAACUUCGACACCAAACACAACAGAACGAGCAACUACUACAACCACAACUUCGACGUCAACCACAAAAUCUCCUAGCACCACCACGGGUACCAAACCUGCCAUACCGUGCCCAGUGUGUGACGAGGCAUUACAGUGUAAUUGGAACCGGACUUGUCUGCCAGAAACGCAGACCUGUAUGAUUCGAUCUUAUGUAGGCUAUAAGUUCACAGUCCACUGCUCUAUGGCAGACGAUUGUCAGUUUAUACAGUCAGAGUUAGAUUCGGGUGAAAUCUUUUGUUGUAAUGAUAGACAAUGCUUAAGUACAUACCUGGGUAUUUGAAUAAAAUCUGGCAGAUUUUUAUACCAUAUAUUUUUG
This is a messenger RNA of Saccostrea cuccullata (small rock oyster), 513 nucleotides long. Its product is annotated as integumentary mucin C.1-like. The transcript has 6 exons. Lineage: Eukaryota; Metazoa; Mollusca; Bivalvia; Ostreida; Ostreidae. The record is from RefSeq and is a predicted model, not a curated record. Bases 1 to 477 code for a protein of 158 amino acids.